UCUCUCGCGCUGGAUGCCUCAGUUGAAGUGAGGAUAGGAUGAGAGUGAGAGCUGAGGAAGCGGCCGCUGUGGACCUUCUCUUAGUUUGUAAUGGAUUCACAUUGUUUGUGAAGGCUUGAGCUGCACUCCUCCGGGGAAUAAAAGCAGCGUGGUGAAUGUUUGGUGACGACUUCUCCUGCUCCGUGCACCAAGAUGGGGAACGGAUUAUCAGAUCAUCACUCUCUCUUCCCCUGCCUCCCUUCCUUCCAGGCUCUUCACAUUGUCAUUCUAGGACUGGACUGUGCAGGGAAGACCACCGUGCUGUAUCGCCUGCGUUUCAAUGAGUUUGUGAACACCGUCCCUACUAAGGGUUUUAACACAGAGAAGAUCAAAGUGUCAAUCAGUGGUAAGCGGCGGACAGUGUCCUUCCACUUCUGGGAUGUAGGUGGUCAGGAGAAGCUGCGGCCUCUGUGGCGCUCUUACACGCGCUGUGCCGAUGGCAUUGUGUUCGUGGUGGACUCAGUGGACACAGAGCGCAUCGAGGAGGCCAAGACCGAGCUGCACAAGAUCACCCGAUUGGCCGAGAACCAGGGCGUCCCGGUUCUGGUGGUGGCUAACAAACAGGACCUGAGGAACUCGCUCAGUCUGGCGGAGAUGGAGAGCAUGUUGGCUCUGCGCGAGCUCAGCGCGGCCACACCCUGGCAUCUCCAGCCGACGUGUGCCAUCAUCGGUGAGGGACUGCAGGAGGGUCUGCAGAAACUGCACGCCAUGAUCACCAAGAGGAGAAAGAUGCUGCGGCAACAGAAGAAGAAGAGAUGAUCUGGGAACUAUUAAAAAAAUGUGAGCUGGAUCUAAGGCUACACGAGAACUACUGUGAGCUGCGUACAAUCUGCUGGUUCAUUGUGUUUGCUAUGAAAGAGACACAAUUCCUCUCCAGUUAUUCGGCUGCCCCCCCCUCCCUCCUUCUUCCCUUUGAAGUCCGAUUGGCCGAGUUUGAGCAUUCCAGUGGAACUGUUGGGGUCAGCCAGCGUUUGGCUCCCACACAGGACAGAGGGAUUGAUUUUGCCCUGUGGACUUCUAAUGCCAACAUCCAUGUUCAGUAACAAGUCAUUCUAAAGGCAGUACAGUACAAUGCUACGCAGCAGCAAGCUAUGAAGUUUACACUGAAGUCUUAAAGAGGGACGAUGAGCUCUGACCUGUCUGUUUUAUGUUACUUGUUCAACUAUGUGCUGCUUUCCUGUUCAAAGACAGUUAGUCUUUCUAGUUUUUACUCAGUCAGAGCUUGUGCUGAGAUCGCAGACGGGGCUGUGUCAGAGGAAAGAUGUAGAGCUUUAAAAAAAAAAAACAUCAGGGUGAGAUGCACAGCACAAAAAUGCUCCAAAUGAUGAUUAGAUUAGCAUCGAUCUGCAAAGAGAAUAAGUAAUUAACAUUAUGAAUUUCGAUAUUCGGUAGUUUACUUUUUGUUA
Toxotes jaculatrix (banded archerfish) is the source of this 1445-nucleotide messenger RNA. RefSeq names its product ADP-ribosylation factor-like 4ab (gene arl4ab). Bases 193 to 798 code for a protein of 201 amino acids. Gene Ontology annotation, molecular function: GTPase activity; GTP binding. Gene Ontology annotation, cellular component: cytoplasm. The transcript has 2 exons. Lineage: Eukaryota; Metazoa; Chordata; Actinopteri; Toxotidae. The record is from RefSeq and is a predicted model, not a curated record. Gene Ontology annotation, biological process: vesicle-mediated transport; intracellular protein transport.